AUGGGCUUGCCGUCGACUGCGGACGAGGAGUGGCUACAGCACUACCAGACAGUGGCAUCAGCCACGGCAUCGAUUCUCUCAAUCACUGGCUCCUUUUACAUUAUCGGCCGCUACUGGUAUGCACGGAGACUUAAGGCCAAGUCACUCUCGGUUUACGCUGCCUCCGCGCAUCACCUUGAUGUUACAAAAGAGCUCAUUCACAUUAUCGCGUACUACGACCUCUUUGGUGCUACUGGGCGAGCUUUUGGUGUCUUGCCUACAGAGACCUUUGACCAAGAUGCCGGCGAGCCUGUGACCCCAAUCUGCAAGCUCCAAGCUUUUGUCAUUACGUUUGGAGACGGCGCACCAAUCAUGUGGAACUUUAUUAUGGCACUCAAUUUAUACCGAUGGGUCUGCAUGGGCGAGGAUCAACAGAUGCUCAUGAAGAGAAUCAAGUAUUACAUCGGCAGCACAUUAAUCUUUACGAUCACUCGACGGAAAGUCUUUUUUGGAUGUUUGGAGCCUUAUACUUCUGGAUUAUUGCUGGAGGCUCUGCCAUGA
Messenger RNA from Plasmopara halstedii, 540 nucleotides. RefSeq lists its product as uncharacterized. Bases 1 to 540 code for a protein of 179 amino acids. The record is from RefSeq and is a predicted model, not a curated record. NCBI's taxonomy places the organism in Eukaryota, Oomycota, Peronosporomycetes, Peronosporales, Peronosporaceae. The transcript is spliced from 4 exons. Gene Ontology annotation, cellular component: plasma membrane. Gene Ontology annotation, biological process: adenylate cyclase-activating G protein-coupled receptor signaling pathway. Gene Ontology annotation, molecular function: G protein-coupled receptor activity.